AUGGCGAAACUGAAGAUUUCAGGGCCAUGGACUGGUGUGUUGGAUGUGGAACUCGAUAUUUGGACUGUCCCCAUGUUGAGGGAAGAAAUUGCAAGACGAUCGAACUGUGGUGUUGAGUCGAUUAAUUUGAUUUCUGGUGGUAAAAUCUUGAAAGAUGGCGAUGGAAGCGAGAAGCUUAUCCAUUUGGGUCUUAAGAACAACUCUAGGAUUCUUGCUAGACGGGUUUCUACUGAAGAGGGCAAGGCACUCAAGGAUGAAUUGAUGGCUGAGGAAGAACGCUCUACUAGGCUUGCUCGAGUCAAGGCAGCUGCCACUGCUCUAGCUGAAAGGCAUGCUAAUGGUUUUCUCCCGGUUGAAGAUUUCAAUAUAGAACUUGAGGAUCAAAGUGGACAGAAAGUUAAUUUUGGGUCUGAAACUGACCAAAAGGCAAUCAUGAUGGGCCUUAUGCUUCAUGCAAACGCAAAGCAGCUGAUAAGAAAGGGAAAUUACAAAGAUGCAUUAGAAGUUCUCAUCAUGGGAGAGGAGGCUUUCUCUCUUUGCAAUCCAAAGUUAAUUGAGUUUGUUGACAACGUCUCAAUACUUCAAAUAGACAUGGUGUGGUGCUAUUUCAUGCUAAAAGACAUCAAGUUUCUCUCGGAUGCUGGAAUACGCCUUGCAAGGGCUAGAGAAGGAAUCGAACGAUCCCAUGGGAAGGACUCUUCCCGUGUUCGAAUCCUUCAAGCUGGUUGCCAUCCUGAGCUUGCCUUACAUUUGAGGCUGGAGCUACUGGAGGGGGUAGCUGCAUAUCACAGCUGUAAGUUCGAUAAGGCUCGGGAAGCAAUCAACUCAGCACGAGCAAAAUAUUUUCAGCUACAAGUGUCAGAUGAAGCAUUAUCACAUGUUAUGGAUAUGGGCUUUAAAGAAAGAGAAGCAAAGAGAGCACUGCGCAUGUGCCAUCAAGAUGUAUGUAAGGCUGUUGAUUUCCUUUUUGAGGAAAGGGCAAAGAGAGAGAGAAGACGGGAAGAGGAUAUUCGACGCCAGGAGGAAAUCAUGGAGCAAAAACUAUAUGGAAUGACACCCUCCAAGAAAGCUGUCAAUCUUCAGAUAUUGAAAGAACUGGCAUCUAUAGGGUAUGAGAAGGAGUUAGCUGCUGAAGCCCUGAGAAGAAAUGAGAAUGACUUACAGAAAGCAUUGGAUGAUUUGAUAAGCCCAGAAUCUAACUCUGUUAUACAGAAUGCUAUCGAGUCGAGGAAAAGGAAACGACAACAUAAAACAGCAGAUGAUGCAGUUGAUAAUCUCGUUCGCAUGGGCUUUGAUAGAACAAAAGCCGGGGCAGCUUUUGAGGCCGGUGGCUCCUUAGAGCAAGCACUUAUUAUAUUAUCAGAACUCGAGACGAACACUACGGUCAAUGGGCAACCUGACUCAGUGACUGCAGCCUUGGCUUCUGAGGGUACAAGUUCCUCCCUUUCAAACAUUGCAGAAAACCAAAUGUUGGACACCUUUGAUGACGGGGAAGGACCAGAAGGUGAAGAAGACCGAGACUUGGAGAUGGAAGAUGAACUCGCCAGAGAACUUGAUGGCGCUAGUGCCGUAUCAGAUUACGACUUGGAUGUAACAAAAGAAGGAGAAGCCAUAACAGAGUACUUGAAUUUGUUGGAAACAACGAUGAAUUCUGAGAAAGCUUAAGAAACAUUUUAGAGGGUUUUUGUGGUGUAAAUAACAUUACUUUUAAAUUAUGGUUAGCUUCCUGUAAGUAAAAGAGGUACUACUUAGAGACAAAACUAUCCUUGAAAGUGUUGUUGCUAGAACAACAAGAAAUAAGAUUUAGUAAUGUUUGAGCAUUUACUUUGAUGACAUUAUGAAGUUCAUUUUCUACGUUAUCUUGA
This is a messenger RNA of Benincasa hispida (wax gourd), 1865 nucleotides long. The record is from RefSeq and is a predicted model, not a curated record. NCBI's taxonomy places the organism in Eukaryota, Viridiplantae, Streptophyta, Magnoliopsida, Cucurbitales, Cucurbitaceae.